Dioscorea cayenensis subsp. rotundata (Guinea yam) is the source of this 480-nucleotide messenger RNA. RefSeq lists its product as uncharacterized. The record is from RefSeq and is a predicted model, not a curated record. The transcript has 3 exons. The coding region runs from base 1 to 480 and encodes 159 amino acids. NCBI's taxonomy places the organism in Eukaryota, Viridiplantae, Streptophyta, Magnoliopsida, Dioscoreales, Dioscoreaceae.
AUGGUGGAUGAAUUCAAGCAAAGGUUGAUGAAUACAUUUGAGAUGAUAGAUUUUGGUCUACCUCAUUACUUCCUAGGACUCGAGGUUAAACAAGAAAUGGAAGGGGUGUUUAUUUUACAAAAGAGAUAUGCUGAAGAGUUACUCAAACGCUUCCACAUGGUGAACUGCAAUAACAUUGUUACACCAAUAAAUGUCAAUGAGAAAUUACAAGUAGAGGAUGGUAGAGAGGUAGCAAAUGCAAUGAAGUUCAGAAGCAUAAUAGGUGGACUGAUAUACUUGACGCACACGCACCCCGAUAUAGCAUGUUCAGUAAGCAUUGUAUCUAGGUUUAUGCAAGCUCCUUCAAAACAGCAUUAUGGUACAGCAAAGAGGGUUCUCAGGUACAUUGCAGAUAUACAGACAGUGACUAGGGUGGCUCCAUUUGUGAUAGACGUAGCACAUCAGGAAGUGUGUUCAGUCUGGGUUCAGGUUACUCUGUGA